CUCAACUCUAGUUACUUUCCUUUUUGGGUUCUUUCUCUCUAUCAACCCUUCACAAAACUUACACACCCAGGAAUCCACAUUGCACAUUUGUCAGCCAAACCCUAUAACUCUGCUUUCUUUUUCUAAAAGAUUGUUAUCUACUCAAACCCAUCUUUAAACCAUCAAACUUUACCAAUUCUAGUUAUCUGAGUGAGUGAGCGAGUACAUAUUUGAUUUUUUAUUCAGAAUGGGAACAAAAGAUCUAAAAGCAAAGCAUGAAUAUGAGAUGAACAAAUGUCACACGAACCAGGCAAUGUAUUCACCAAAACCUUUCUAAAAAUAGCAAAAACAAAGGGCUACCUUUCUCUUUAACCCAAAACCCUCCAUUUCGCGAUUGCCGAGCGUCCAUUACCGGGUAGUUUCCAUCUGCACAGCCAGAGAGAAGCACUCUCUCUCACAGAAAUCUAAAGCCUUAUUUUUUCGUUUUCCUUUUUUGUUCAGCCAAUUGAGCUAAGGCCCAAAAACCCUAAUGAUGGCUGCAAAUACUCCUAGUGUUCAUGAGAAACCCGAGGCCUUUGCUUUGGUGGCAGGUGUUGAGGGUGUCACUGUGGAGGGGGACAACACCCACCAACCAUCGGGUCGGUCCGGGUUGACCCGUGAGCUUGUCGCUGCUGUGCCAAGCUUUGGUGUUAACAGGAAGAAAAGGAUGGCCAGACAGAGGAGAUCAUCCUCCACCAUCAAACUUCUCUCUUUCACUAACUCCUCCAGUAGCUCGCAUGUGCCAUCCUCCACUCACCCCACACGUGUUAUUGAUCCAAAGAGAUUGAGGUUCCUUUUCCAGAAGGAACUUAAGAAUAGCGACGUAAGCUCCCUCCGAAGAAUGAUACUCCCAAAGAGGGCAGCGGAGGCUCACUUACCUGUCCUUGAAUCCAAAGAAGGGAUCCUUAUCAGCAUGGAUGACUUAGAUGGCCUGCAUGUGUGGAGCUUCAAGUAUAGGUUUUGGCCAAAUAACAACAGCCGUAUGUAUGUACUCGAAAAUACUGGUGAAUUUGUUAACACACACGGAUUACAACUUGGGGAUUUCAUCAUGGUGUAUCAAGAUAGUCAAAAUCAAAAUUAUGUAAUCCAGGCUAAGAAGGCCUCUGAUCAAGAUGUACAUAAUGACAUAGAUAGAAAUGCUGUGAAUGACCAUUUUUUCCAUGAUUAUGAGGCUAGUAAAUGCAGUUCCUAUUAUUAUCCCAGGAUGGAAGAUAGUGGCAUGUCAUUUAUCUAUGACACGACCUUCUCAAAUGACUCUCCACUUGACUUUCUGGGUGGAUCAAUGAACAACUAUUCAAGGAUGGGAUCAUCUCUGGAAAGCUUUGGGUCGGUUGAAAACUUAUCCCUUGAUGAGUUUUAUCAAGUUUAAUAGCAUAAGUAGUGUUAUUUUGUAAAAACAAAAGCUGGCACAGCUUCAUCAUGAAAUCUGA
This is a messenger RNA of Durio zibethinus, 1448 nucleotides long. RefSeq names its product B3 domain-containing transcription factor FUS3-like. The record is from RefSeq and is a predicted model, not a curated record. NCBI's taxonomy places the organism in Eukaryota, Viridiplantae, Streptophyta, Magnoliopsida, Malvales, Malvaceae. Gene Ontology annotation, molecular function: DNA binding; DNA-binding transcription factor activity.